Molecule: messenger RNA, 2672 nt
Organism: Ectocarpus siliculosus
Lineage: Eukaryota; Phaeophyceae; Ectocarpales; Ectocarpaceae
Source: the annotation of a GenBank genome assembly
AUGGUGUCCGCUGCUGCAGUGGAUGGGGUGACCUCAAUGAAGGAGGAAGGGGACAAGGAUGGGCUUGGCUUGUCGCUUGGCGAGAGGGUUCGAGCCGACUUUCCCAUACUGGAUCAGGAGGCGUACCCAGGCAAGCCGCUGGUGUAUCUCGACAGCGCUGCUACCUCUCAGAAGCCGAAGGUUGUCAUGGACGUCUUGCGAGACUACUACGAGCGCGAUAACGCUAACGUUCACCGCGGAGCGCACCAGCUCUCCAUCCGCGCCACCGAGGCAUACGAGGCUGCAAGGGAGAAGGUGGGCGCGUUCGUGAACGCGGAGACAUCGCGGGAGAUCGUCUUCACCCGGGGGGCCACGGAGGCGAUUAACCUUGUCGCGCAGACGUGGGGUCUGGACAACCUGGCGGCGGGAGACGAGAUCGUUACGACGGUCAUGGAGCACCACAGCAACAUGGUCCCGUGGCAGCUGUUGGCGGAGCGGACGGGCGCGGUGCUGAAGUUCGCGCAGAUCCGGGAGGACAUGUCGCUUGACCUGGACCACAUGAAGAGCCUCAUCACCGACAAGACCAAGCUGGUAGCGGUGGUGCACGCCUCGAACGCCCUGGGCGGCGUCAACCCCGUGAGCGAGAUCGCGGAAGCGGCCCACGCCGUCGGCGCCAAGGUGCUGGUAGACGGGUGCCAGAGCGUACCCAACAUGCCCGUCGACGUACAGACUCUCGGCGUUGAUUGGCUGGUUGCUUCGGGGCACAAGAUGUGCGGCCCAACCGGGAUCGGGUUCCUUUGGGGACGGAUGUCCGUGCUCGAAACGAUGCGGCCAUGGCAGGGUGGGGGCGAGAUGAUCGACCAGGUAUACUUCGACCACUCCACGUUUGCGGAGCCCCCGGCUAGGUUCGAGGCGGGCACCCCGGCGAUCGCCCAGGCCGUCGGGCUUGGGGCCGCGUGUGACUACCUGUCGUCCAUUGGGAUGGAGAACGGGGCGGCAUACGAGCACGAGAUGUCCAAGUAUCUUUGGGAGCGACUGUCGGAAGUGGAGGGGCUCGACUUUUACGGCCCGCCCCCGAACGCUUCGGGGGACAACAGAAACCCUCUUCUGGCCUUCAACAGCCGGGACGUUCACGCUCAUGACCUCUCCUUUUUCAUGGACCAGGAGGGCGUGGCGAUUCGUGCGGGGCACCACUGCACGCAGGCUUUGCAUCGACAGCUUGGGGCGGCCGGCAGCCUUCGGGCCAGCCUGUACAUCUACAACACCAAGGACGACGUCGACCAAUUCAUCGAGGCGUUGCGAUCAACCUUGGAUAUGUUCAAAGCAAUGGAUGGCGAUGGCGGUGGAGCCGGAGGGGGUUUGGUCGGAGGAGAGCCUUCCAUUUUCUAGGAAGGGGUUAAAACCAGGAGGCAUAUCUUGUCGCUGGAGGAGACAGCAACUGCUGUUGGAAUCUGAAGGAGGCUUUCGUGUGGGUAUUGUAGUGGAUCGAUUUCCUGUUGCUCGGGGAAGUACAGUCGCGAACGUUGACACGAUCCGUCGACGUACAGUUGUAGGCAGCAAGGCCAUCAUCAAGCAUCAGGAGUAGAAAAAAAAGAGAGAGCGUAACUUUACAACGCCCACGGUAGGCAUGCAGACAGACCUGCCUGCCGACCAAUCCGAAACGCACGGUGAGGAUGGACCAACUGCUCUUCUUGUCCGAACUAUGUACACGCACAAAGAAAAUCGUCUGAAACCCGAUACGAUAGGCACUACUAACGACGUGACCGGUUCAAGUGCACCCGCGGUAGCAACACCACUCGUUUUUUUUCGGCGUGUUGCCGGGGCGACAGGGAAGCCCACGGUGUUCCAUGGCGCAAAGAAUUGGGGUUAUUUGGCACGCUGCAUUUUGCUCUCGCGGAACGCGUGCCGGACGUUCCUCACCAAAAUUUGGCGCGACGCGUGUUUUAAAGUCUCGAUUGGAUUUUCUGGAUGGCGUAGGUGGUGUAAGCGCGCGCUCUCCCCUCCGUACAAGUUUGGCGCCAAAAGUCUUCGCAGGAUUUUUAGAAACCGCGUCUAUCUUCUCCUCCACAGCCAAGUUAUUCGUUUUUCGAUUUCGAACCCCCCCCAAAUGACACACACCAAAAGCUAAGAAAAAAAAACAAACACAACACAUUUAAGCCAACGCCCAGCGGCCUGAGUAGCCAUCGCAUCGCCCGUCUUACAAGACUGUUAACAUAUCGGCAGCAAAUCUCAGCUUCACUGUGUACGUGCGCGCUGCGUGCUUGUGUUGGCGCGCAGAUGCUCAGGGGGCAAAUAUGACGGCGCGACGAAAACUUGUCUAAGGCGCCCAGAAACACGGAUCGAAAAACGCAAUUACAAAAGAACGGUCAUGGUACAAACCUAUUUUCCAUGCACAUCAAUUUGUCAAGUCACACAUAGCGGCAGUCCUGUGAUGGCUGAGGUCGUGUGUCCCAUCCCGUUGGAGACGAACCACUGGUCAAUCAGGUUGCGCUUAGAUCCAUGGCAGGGGAGGGCGCUCGUUUGGCGUACCUUUGAAAGAGAAAAAGUUGGGAGUACAAACUACGAAGUCGGGGUAAGUUCGUUCCGAGCCUCUCGAUCCCCUCCUCCCACCAAAAACAAAGUCCAAGUCACGGUCCCCCUGGUGGUCCCCUGUCUAUGCUACAUUUGUUCCUCUCCUGGUCCUGCGGUACUAC